UUAUUUUUCAACAAGAGGAAAUUAAUUUCUUUUCUUUGAUUUGUGUACAGGUUCUAGUAAAUACUGCUUGCUGUGUUUUGAUGUUGGUGGCUAAGCUAAUCCAAUGUAUUGUGUUUGGCCCUCUUCGAGUGAGUGAAAGACAGCACCUCAAAGACAAGUUUUGGAAUUUUAUUUUCUACAAGUUCAUUUUCAUUUUUGGUGUGCUGAAUGUCCAGACAGUGGAAGAAGUGGUCAUGUGGUGCCUCUGGUUUGCUGGACUGGUAUUUCUGCAUCUGAUGGUUCAGCUCUGCAAGGACCGGUUUGAAUAUCUCUCUUUUUCCCCCACCACACCGAUGAGUAGCCACGGUCGAGUUCUGUCUCUAUUGAUUGCCAUGCUGCUUUCCUGCUGUGGGUUAGCGGUUGUCUGUUGUGUCACAGGCUACACCCAUGGGAUGCACACGUUGGCUUUCAUGGCUGCAGAGUCUCUUCUUGUAACAGUGAGGACUGCUCAUGUGAUUUUACGAUAUGUAAUUCACCUGUGGGACCUCAACCAUGAAGGGACAUGGGAAGGAAAGGGAACAUAUGUCUAUUAUACGGAUUUUGUCAUGGAGCUCACUCUCUUGUCCCUGGACCUCAUGCACCAUAUUCACAUGUUGUUAUUUGGCAACAUCUGGUUAUCCAUGGCCAGCUUAGUCAUCUUUAUGCAGCUGCGUUACCUGUUUCAUGAGGUGCAGCGUCGAAUCCGCCGGCACAAGAACUAUUUACGAGUGGUUGGAAACAUGGAAGCCAGGUUUGCGGUUGCAACUCCAGAGGAGCUGGCUGUCAAUAACGAUGACUGUGCCAUCUGCUGGGAUUCCAUGCAGGCUGCAAGGAAGCUGCCUUGUGGUCAUCUUUUCCACAACUCCUGUCUUCGUUCCUGGCUAGAACAAGACACUUCCUGCCCAACGUGCAGGAUGUCUCUUAAUAUUGCUGACAGUAAUCGUGUCAGGGAAGACCAUCAAGGAGAGAACUUGGAUGAGAAUUUGGUUCCUGUAGCUGCAGCCGAAGGCAGACCUCGCUUAAACCAACACAAUCACUUCUUCCACUUUGACGGGUCCCGGAUUGCGAGUUGGCUGCCGAGUUUUUCAGUCGAAGUGAUGCAUACCACCAACAUUCUAGGCAUUACGCAAGCGAGCAACUCCCAGCUUAAUGCAAUGGCUCAUCAGAUUCAAGAAAUGUUUCCCCAGGUUCCAUACCACCUAGUGCUGCAGGACCUCCAGUUGACACGCUCAGUUGAAAUCACAACAGACAACAUUUUAGAAGGACGGAUUCAAGUACCAUUUCCCACACAGCGGUCAGAUAGCAUUAGACCUGCACUGAACAGUCCUGUGGAAAGGCCAAACGGUGACCAGGAGGAGGGAGAAGCUUCUGCUCAGACUGAGCGCGUUCCACUGGACCUCAGUCCUCGGCUGGAGGAGGCGUUGGACUUCAGCGAGCUGGAAGCUGAGCCCAGUGAAGGGGAGGACUUUGAGGCCCGGGGGAGCCGCUUCUCCAAGUCUGCUGACGAGAGACAGCGCAUGCUAGUGCAGCGGAAGGACGACCUCCUGCAGCAAGCUCGGAGGCGUUUCUUGAACAGAAGUUCUGAAGAUGACUCAGCCUCAGAGAGCGGUCUCCCCUCUGAAGGCACGACCUCUGACCCCGUGACCCUGCGUCGAAGGAUGCUGGCUGCUGCCGCGGAAAGGAGACUUCAGAAGCAGCAGACCUCCUAGCGCUUCCUCGCCUCCCCGCUGCCUCGUCUGGAGCCACGCUCCCACCGGGAGGCUUGUCCUCAGUUUGCCUGCUGUUUGAAGAAGUGGGCUUGACUGCAUUGCCGCUGUAUAAAGCAUGUGGUCUUAAUAGUGUUUGGACAGCUGACAAAUUUAAUCCUUUUUUGUAAUACUUUCUAUGUGACAUUUCUCUUCCCUUUAGAAACCUUGCACUUGUUAACUCUAGGCAUGAUCUCUUCUGCAUUGACCGGACUUUGAGGGGGCGGGGGAAGAUCAAGAGGAAGUGGAGACCCUGAAGCAGGCAGCUUCAGUGACUGCCUUAUGCAGAAGUCACAGCAAACGCUGGUGUCUUUAGCUCCAGAUUUGGCAAGAAGUGUGUGUGUGAUGGAGGGUGGGAGUGGGGGUGGCAGGAGGAGCAGGGGGCAGGAUCCGUAAAGAGCAGUGUGAGCCUGACUCCACUCCGCUGGAUGAUCUUGCUGUCUGACUACUGUUCUUAGUGAGGAGGCAUUCAAAGUGUCACAGAGGCCAAACCUAUGGGCCCCUGGGCCCCUGGGUCAGCAGGACAUCUUGGAAAAACAAUGCUUGGUUUGAUACAUGGAGCAGAGGAGGGGAAAGCCCAGGGACGUAGUGGGAGGGGAUCACCCGUCAUGUCUCAGUACAUUCGGGACUGACUUUCUGAGCCCCCGAUCCAAAGCUGGCUUUAUUUCCGUUAACGCUGGUGCUCCCGCAUCUCACGAGUACACCCUGUGUGUCUGUCCUCUCCUUGCACCCCCCACCCCCAACCCCCGACGUGGGGAAGGUCAGUACUGAAAGGGUUAAGCAGCAAGCUUUGAUUCAUGGUUUUAAUUCCUUGGUCAAGUAAAUUAGGCAAUGCCAAAGGCUGUGGGUUUGGUCCUUGGAGAAAAUGCGAGCCUUACAAGAUAGGAGAGUAAAUUUUGGGGGGCUUUACUGAAGAAAUAAAAGAUAUCUUUUGUAUCUUUCUUCCCCGGAGCCCUUCAUUUUCAUGACUUUGUUCCUGUUGGUUUAAUUAAACAUAGAAAGGUAAGAUGUUGAGUCCGCCUGCUUUGGAGCAGACCCAGGUCUGAACUUUUUCAAAUCCUCAACACAUUUAACUUGAAGGAUUUGAAACAUGCAAUCAUAAUAGGUUACACAGUUCAGUUUUAUGUCCUUUCGGAUUAAGUUUUUUUUAAUGUUUGAAGCAUAGUUUUAUGGUAGACCUUUUGGGAAGAAUCCAGUGUUAUCUAAAAUUAUUGUCAAAGUUAAAUGUAUUUUACAUAACUGAAAGUUUUUAGAAUGUUGAGAAGUAAUUGCAAAUAGAGUGAUGAGUAAAUGUUUAGGCUGAGAUAAUUUAUUUCAAAUAAAUGUUUCAAAAGCCUUAUCUUGAAAUGCUGUUAGUAAAUUUCUGUGAUUUUUUUUCCUUUUAAAAUUUGUUUUGUUUUGCUGAAAGCGUAGCUAUUUGUUUUUAUUGUAAAACAAUAAUAAUAAAAGGCAAACUAGCCUAG
Molecule: messenger RNA, 3226 nt
Organism: Vicugna pacos (alpaca)
Lineage: Eukaryota; Metazoa; Chordata; Mammalia; Artiodactyla; Camelidae
Source: RefSeq, a predicted model, not a curated record